AUGACAAUACCGCUCAGAAAUCCACAAUCCACAGGGCCAUCGAGAAGUUUCAAGAUCACUUUGCUGAAGGUCUGGACAUGGACGACAUGGUCACCGGAUUCAGCAUAUUGGAAAAUGAGGCUAAGGCAAACACCUUCUUGGCUAUUCGAGAUCACACUUACUGCCAGGCCUGGUUGA
This is a messenger RNA of Puccinia graminis f. sp. tritici CRL 75-36-700-3, 177 nucleotides long. RefSeq lists its product as uncharacterized. Bases 1 to 177 code for a protein of 58 amino acids. The record is from RefSeq and is a predicted model, not a curated record. The transcript has a single exon. NCBI's taxonomy places the organism in Eukaryota, Fungi, Basidiomycota, Pucciniomycetes, Pucciniales, Pucciniaceae.